Mastomys coucha (southern multimammate mouse) is the source of this 3793-nucleotide messenger RNA. RefSeq names its product calcitonin receptor (gene Calcr). The record is from RefSeq and is a predicted model, not a curated record. NCBI's taxonomy places the organism in Eukaryota, Metazoa, Chordata, Mammalia, Rodentia, Muridae. Gene Ontology annotation, molecular function: amylin receptor activity; calcitonin receptor activity. The coding region runs from base 529 to 2136 and encodes 535 amino acids. Gene Ontology annotation, cellular component: plasma membrane; axon. The transcript has 17 exons. Gene Ontology annotation, biological process: positive regulation of cytosolic calcium ion concentration; adenylate cyclase-activating G protein-coupled receptor signaling pathway; cell surface receptor signaling pathway.
GCUGAGGCUUCCCCUGCAGUGGAGUAGUGCUUUAGGUUUGAAUGCAUGAUGAGUCUCACUCAGCCCUCUUGGUCACCGGAUUGAAGUCGGGGGGAAAAAGUGCCCGCUGAUGCCUGGCUGCACCCAGCUCCGGACAGGAGGUGGAGGGCAGCCUGUCCUUGGAAGCAACUUGCUUUCCUCCCAGAGUGCGCUUGCCAGCCCGGGCUGCGCCCCGCCUGGAAUCAGAUUGUCCCGGGCUCCUGCCGGCUUUCAGUGGAGAAGAGGAAUUGUCCUCAACACCAAAUCAGGAGAGCCAGCCGCCCAAGACCCUGGACGGAUUGCACCUGGCGGCUUGCAGAUAGAGGCGCUUACUUCUGUGCCUCACCCUGAGGUUGGCAUCCCCUGCCUGGGGAUGCCCAGUGAAGUCUGAGUUCCGGAGAACACCUGAGCUGUACCCAGACAUCCAGCAAGAGAAUUCCUGCAUCCACCUAAGGUAAGUGCCAUUAGGGCACCUUCUGGACGAGGGAGUACUACACAGCGGAUUUGAAAAUGACUCCAAGGAGGUCCAGAGUGAAAAGGCGGAAUCUCCGCAAACCGAAGACGAAGUUCCUUCUCAUGAACAGGUUCACCCUGCUGCUCCUGCUCCUAGUGAGCCCAAUGCCAGUUGUUCAGGCUCCUACCAAUCUCACUGACUCCGGCCUUGAUCAGGAGCCAUUCCUGUACUUGGUUGGCCGCAAGAAGCUGCUGGAUGCUCAGUACAAAUGCUAUGACCGGAUUCAUCAGUUGCCUCCUUAUGAGGGAGAAGGUCCAUACUGCAACCGCACCUGGGACGGCUGGAUGUGCUGGGACGACACUCCCGCUGGAGAAAUGGCCUAUCAGCAUUGCCCUGACUACUUCCCUGACUUUGACACAGCAGAAAAGGUUUCAAAAUACUGUGAUGAAAAUGGAGAGUGGUUUAGACACCCUGACAGCAACCGAACCUGGUCCAACUAUACUCUGUGCAAUGCUUUCACUUCGGAGAAACUGCAAAAUGCGUACGUUCUUUAUUACCUGGCUCUUGUGGGUCACUCCUUGUCAAUUGCUGCUUUGGUUGCUUCCAUGUUGAUCUUCUGGAUUUUCAAGAACCUUAGCUGCCAGAGAGUGACUCUGCACAAGAACAUGUUCCUUACUUAUAUUCUGAACUCUAUCAUAAUCAUCAUCCACCUGGUUGAGGUUGUGCCCAACGGAGAUCUGGUGCGACGGGAUCCUAUGCAUAUUUUUCAUCAUAACACACAUAUGUGGACAAUGCAGUGGGAACUGUCACCACCCUUACCCCUGAGUGCACACGAGGGAAAGAUGGACCCUCAUGACAGUGAAGUGAUAAGUUGCAAGGUUCUACACUUUUUCCAUCAGUACAUGAUGUCUUGCAACUACUUCUGGAUGCUCUGCGAGGGGAUCUAUCUUCAUACUCUGAUUGUCAUGGCUGUGUUUACCGACGAGCAACGCCUGCGCUGGUAUUAUCUUCUUGGCUGGGGGUUCCCGAUAGUGCCAACCAUUAUCCAUGCCAUCACUCGUGCCCUCUACUACAAUGACAACUGUUGGCUGAGUGCGGAAACCCACUUGCUUUACAUCAUCCAUGGACCCGUCAUGGUGGCUCUGGUGGUCAACUUCUUCUUUCUGCUGAAUAUUGUCCGCGUGCUUGUGACCAAGAUGAGGCAAACCCAUGAGGCCGAGUCCUACAUGUACCUGAAGGCUGUGAAGGCCACCAUGGUCCUUGUGCCCCUGCUGGGGAUCCAGUUUGUUGUGUUUCCCUGGAGGCCCUCCAACAAGGUGCUUGGGAAGAUCUAUGAUUAUCUCAUGCACUCUCUGAUUCAUUUCCAGGGAUUCUUUGUGGCAACUAUCUACUGCUUCUGUAACCAAGAGGUGCAAGCCACCCUGAAGCGCCAGUGGACGCAGUUCAAGAUCCAGUGGAGCCAGCGCUGGGGAAGGCGCCGCCGCCCUACCAACCGCGUGGUUAGUGCUCCUCGGGCUGUAGCCUUUGCUGAGCCAGAUGGCCUCCCCAUUUACAUCUGCCAUCAGGAACCAAGGAAUCCUCCAGUAAGCAACAACGAAGGCGAGGAGAGUGCUGAAAUGAUCCCAAUGAACGUCAUCCAGCAAGACCAGGAUGCAUCUGCUUGAAUGUGAAGCAACCCCAAACAUUGUGAUCCACUGAGCCUUCAUUUCCUGAGGAAAAGACAUGCAUUUCAAAUGAUUCCCAUCCUCCCAGGAGCUGAGCAUAUCAUUUGUGAAGAAGUUUUAAGUGAAUUUGUCCAUAGUGAAUUUGAAGAAAGUUAUUCUUGGUACUAUUGCUUUGGGAGUCAGUCUAGGAAUAGAGUCUCCCAUUGCAACUUGUGAACUCCAUCUUUCAUCCUGGACUGAGAUGACAGUGUUCGUAGGAAAGCAGGCAAGGUAUCCAAAAAAUGUCACUAAAUUGACCUAAUUCCGAUACAGGGUGCUCCUUGUUAAUCUUGAGCCAUUUGUACCUUUGAAAAAUUAAAAUUGCUCUCAAUGUUUUUAAUUUUGACACUGGAUUUUUGAAUUAGACUCUGUAUUUGACUAUGGAUCUGGUUUUUAAUGUAUUUAUUUCAGUCAAUGCCUAUAUUACACAUUUUACCAUCCAUACAAUGUCAACUGCACAAAUAACAUGACCUCUGAAAGAUUCUGUGUCUUUUAUAGCAUGAUCCAGUUCACCAGGCAGACCUAAAUGCUGUAAUGAAUUGAUCUGAACAUUGAAUGCUUUGGUCACUGACAUUUAUAAAUUGGGAGGUCACCAAGAAUCUAUUGCCAAAUUUUUCACAAAACUGCCCCCCCAAAAUGUAACACUCUUUAAAGAGAGUUUUCCACUUUCCUAAACUACAGGAUUUAUAAAACAAAUCACUCCAAGGUUUAUAAAGCAGAUUACCUCUUGCCCCUGGGUGCUAUCUAGCAGUAAGAGAUAGAUUUGUUUAUGACUGGUAAUUAAAAGACUCCAUACAAGUCCAUUAACUGCCUUCCACCCAGCUUCAAAGCUUAACAAGAUCCCUGUGUUUUCCAGGAAGACUCUGUGUGGCUAAUUACAAAUCAGUUUCUGGUUGAACUCUUGUUUGCUGCUAUUAGCAAAACAAGGGGGGGGACCCACAAUGUAAAGACUUCAAGUUUAACCACAUAUUAACUCAUCCUAAAUUAAAAACAGAGCUUCUCAUCAAAACCCAGUACUAUAUAUAUAUCUCCAUAGCUCUCUUUACUCCCCAGGAUGAGAGUUUCAAAGACCCAUGAAUAAACCAAUACCAUCACCAAUUUCUGAAUCUGCACUAGCAAUCAGUUUUUAAUUUGUAUGCUAAAUGAGGAGCUUCACUGAGACCCUCAAAAUCUCCUCUCAUCUUUUUCUUCCUAUGUCACUGCCUUUCAGAGGUGAUUUAGUUGUGUAAAGACAAAAGUAACUUGAUUCGUUCUGGUUACAUACUUGGUGCACCCAGAGAAAAUUGUAUUUCACUAGUGACUGUGGACCUUGGAUACUGAGAGUCUCCUUUACCAAAAUGGAAAGAGGGAUUGAAAGGAAGGAUUUUUUCCAAUCACAGUGUUACAUGGUGAUGUGUUAUGUUUUGUUUACAAACAUCGAAAUCAGUGUAUUUCAGGCAGCUCUAGUACAAAUGUGAUAGUAUAUUGUUGAAGUGUUUGAGAUGUUAUUGUGCUUAUGUAGUAGGAGCUGAUGAAAUCAAACUGACUUACCAUAACAUUGCAUGUAAUACCUAAGUUGUGUGAAAUGCUUCUGCUGUGUACAUAUAUAAGUUAAUACAGAGCAUAUUAAAAAGGCAAA